AUGGACACAAAUGAGGACCAAAACAGCAGCACCAGCACAACCAACACCGCCACCACCAAUGGAAACCCUCAGACUAGCAGAACCUCCCGGCCGCCGCAGAUAGCCCACAUGUCUCUCUAUGAGCGGCAGGCCGUACAAGCUCUCCAAGCAUUGCAGAGACAACCCAACGCAGCUCAGUACUUCCAGCAACUCAUGCUUCAACAGCAGAUUAACAAUGCUCAGCUGCAUAACUUGGCAGCUGUGCAACAGGCAACACUUGCAGCAAGUCGCCAGUCAAACACCCCAAGCAGCAGUAUCUCACAGGCGACCACCACUGUGAAUCUUAGCACCACGUCAGCAGGGGGAACCGCGACCACCCCUCGUCCCCACGGGCCGGCCACCUCCGCGACAUCUACCACGCUCAACCAGUCAGUGUUGUUGGGCGGCAGCUCGCCAGGACAGGGGCAGAUGUACCUCCGGGUGAACCGUUCUCUCAGGGCGCCACUGGCCUCUCAGCUCAUCUUCAUGCCAGGUGGCACAGCAACAGCUACUGUGGCCACAGUGGCUCAAACCCAGCAGCAGCAGACUGAAGCUCCUACCUCAGCCAACGCUCAAUCCGACAGUGAUCAGGUGCAGAAUCUAGCCUUACACUGCGGGUCCACUCCCAGAGCGGUCGCCGUCAAAUCCGAGCUCCCUGACAGGAAAGAGUCCAGCAGCUUUCCCCAAGUUCAACCCCAACAACAAGCAGGCAAAUCAUCGGCCACCACCAUGGCUGGCAAAGGCGGCAACCAACCCGCGAUGAGCGCUGCUCCGCCCGCCGCCUCGGUAGCCCCCUCCGCAACCUCCUCUCCGGCACUCCCGCUUUCCCAGCUUCUCCUGUCACCCUCUGCUGCCCCCGUAAUCCUGGUGCCCACCUCCAACGUGCCUACCUCCACCCAGGGUUACUCCCUCGGCUCGGUCGCCCCCAAGGCUAACGUUAACACUCAGACUCUCGUGGUGCAGCCGCUCCAGCAGGCCGGCGCCGACAAAGGCCCCGUGCCCAUCCAGCCCAAAACGGCACAGGGACACCGCUUACCUGUGCAGGUGUCCCCCCGUCAACCGCUGCCCAUUCUCCCUGCGCCGGCCAGCAACACAACCCACAACCCGCCACACAUUCCCGUGCAGCUAGUGGGAGCCAGACAGUGCGUGGCAGGUAGCGUGCAAGCCGUUGCUCUAGCACAAGUGCGAAACGUCACCACCCAGGACAACGUCAACGCUGCGCUGCAUAACUCUUCUACGACUGUGAAUAAGUCUGCCAACGGCUCCCUGAAGAGGAAGUCUGACUCCGAUGCGCCGAACGACACCAACGCGGGAUCGUCCGAAUCGACUUCGAUGAAAGAAGCUGCUCCUAAUUUGACUCCGGCGCCGACAAAGGAGUCAGCUCCUCCUUCCGCGGCAUCCUUCUCGCUGCCGCCCGCCUUGUCCUUGCCGCUAUCGAGAGGAAGCCACGGCGACAAAGAGCGGGCGCCACUCCCUCAGGCGGUGGUCAAACCUCAAGUCCUAACACACCUCAUCGAGGGCUUUGUCAUCCAGGAGGGAGCAGAGCCUUUCCCUGUGGCUGGACUACUUAAAGAUCGAGACUUUGCCUUGGGCGCCCGUGCAGAAAACGGUCCACCUUUGUUGAAAUGCGAGUAUUGCUUAAGCCUGGCGCCAGCAAGCCAGUUCAGAGGAACCAAGAGAUUCUGUUCCAACACUUGUGCUAAAAGGUACAACGUAAGCUGCAGUCAACACUACAAGUCGAGUAGAAGAAAUGGCGGCGGGACGCCAGCGCCGCCUCCACCUCAACCUGUGGUUGAGAACGCCGUAAGGCGCCGCGGACCAACUCGACGAAGCACCGUUACCAACGGUGGGAAGUUGUCUGGACAGCACCUUAAUGUUAAGUGCCACUCGGACUCCAGCCGCUCAGAGGACGCGUCCAGCGACGAAGAAGAAGAACAGGAUACGCCUUCACUUUCUCCCAGCUCAUCGCAUUCCAGAGGCGAUCUUAACAACGCGCCCCAAUCUGACGCCUCGGCUCCGGGGAGCCUCCCCAUGGAGACGGGCGGCUUCCUGUCAGCCACUCCCGCCCAGUGGAGCGUGGAAGAAGUGUGCAGGUUCAUCUCGUCACUUCAAGGUUGUGAGGAACUUGCAGCUCACUUUCUGUCCCAGGAAAUCGACGGGCAAGCUCUUCUGCUCCUACGCGAGGAUCAUCUCAUCUCCACUAUGAACAUCAAAUUGGGUCCUGCUCUCAAGAUUUGCGCCUCUAUUAACAGUCUGCGCGAGUGA
Molecule: messenger RNA, 2283 nt
Organism: Nerophis lumbriciformis (worm pipefish)
Lineage: Eukaryota; Metazoa; Chordata; Actinopteri; Syngnathiformes; Syngnathidae
Source: RefSeq, a predicted model, not a curated record